UUACUCGACUUGAUGAUGCAAAUGUAUAAAAGCGUCGAGUAAGAUUUCGAAAUCAUCACAACGUUUUGAAAUUCUCUGUGGAGUGUUCACCUGGUCAAGGGAUACGGCCCUGACAAAGAGAAGAUACAAGUGCAAAAAGUUGCCCGUGCAUUUACAGUUCACAAGAGUUUUAGUGCCGAUUUUAUUGGACCCAAAAAUUUAGUGCCUUUCCAAGAAUGGUGUCCCUGCGGUUAGUGUUUGCGGCCAGUGUGGUGUCUUCAGUGAUUGCUGCACCGAGCAAUGAUGGCAGAUGGAGUCCUGAACAAUAUGACGAUGGAAAAUACCGAAGACCUCGGGACGAGGGUCGCUACAUCCACAUUCCGAACCCGUACAUCCACAUCGACAACCCGUACGACGGAGGGUAUGGACCUUACAGCCACCUCUACGACCCAUACAAUGGGGCAGAGUCCAGGGACCAAUACCGACUGGUCAUGGUGCCUCCCAAUGACGACAACCCUUACUACAAGGAGGGCUACUACAGGAACAACGGCAUCAAGAUCAUCAAGCAGAGGCAUAACUACGAGGAAGAUAAAUACGACUUUGAUUUCGAAACCGAAAACAAAAUUCGUGCUGAAGAAAGAGCUGUACUGAAAAACCCGAACACUGCUGACGAAGGCAUCGCUUCUUCAGGAUUCUACGAGUACAUAGGCCCUGAUGGUUUCAUGUACCGCGUGGACUACACCGCCGAUGAAAAUGGAUUCCGACCGAAACUCAAACGACUAGAAACACCAUAUUCCGGCAAGUGGGUGCUGGAAAAGGUUAACUAAGUCAUUGCAUACCUCGAUAUCCUAAACGAUGCAGCUCUUCUGUUUAAUUAAUAAGGACUACAUUUCAACUGCAUUGUUUUGAUGUGACUGUUCAUAUCACGCCUGUCGAAUUAUUUAGCCAUCUGCCUUUUCCUGAUCGAAAUAUUGUUCACGGAUUUGACAUUUGCAUUCUGUAUCGCCCGACAUUCGAUUGUUCUAAUCAUUUGCGGAUGAGUUAUUAGGUUGGGCCUCAUUUAGUUGUGUAUAAAUUUACUGUAGAUCCGGUAAAGUUAUUUAUUAUGACGGUAUCGUUUUGUUCUCAGAUAUCAUUUUCUCAAUAUGUGGAACUGAAUGUUAAGUUAGAGUAAAAUAAUUAAUCUAAGAAGUAAAUAUAAACAAGGAAAAAGUCAUGUGUCAACUUUCGUAUGAAGGUCUCUCGUUACAAAUAUUAAUUUAAGUAGCAUAAUAUUAUCUAAAGCACUAUACUAAAGUUGUCAUUUAAUAAUGAAUGGUCGCCCCGCUUAAAACAAUUCGCAUUGCGACGCUCUGUAUACCUACCUAGAUGAUUUUAUUAAAUUAUAAUAUACUUGUAAGUUUGUAGGAAGUUAAUUUGUUACUUAGGUAAUUAUUUAUGAAAUGUGAUAAUAAAUGAAUAUUUAAACCCUA
This is a messenger RNA of Plutella xylostella (diamondback moth), 1451 nucleotides long. It is a transcript of the gene CPR1, whose product is annotated as cuticular protein RR-1 motif 1. The record is from RefSeq and is a predicted model, not a curated record. Gene Ontology annotation, cellular component: chitin-based extracellular matrix. Lineage: Eukaryota; Metazoa; Arthropoda; Insecta; Lepidoptera; Plutellidae. Gene Ontology annotation, molecular function: structural constituent of chitin-based larval cuticle.